AUUGCUUCUGCAUCGCACAAACCCGAUCAGGAAGGUAGAGAAAUAUUGUUCUCUCACAUCCAGGGGGGAAAAAAAUGAAGAAAGCGAGUAGUGACUCUUCCUCAAAAGUGGAUCGAAAAACCAUAGAAAGGAAUCGCAGAAUUCACAUGAAAGCUCUUUGCUUCAAGCUCGCUUCUCUUAUUCCUCCCCACUACUUAAAACACACCAAGGAAAUGAUAUCUCAGCAAGACCAGCUGGACAUCGCAGCGAGCUACAUAAAGACUCUGAGGGAGAAACUGGAGAACCUGAAGGGGAAGAAGGAGGAGGCCAUGAAAUUAAAGGAAAUAAACAGUAACCUGGGAAUGGAGAGCAUGUUGAUGGCUUCCAAUCUGCCACUGCUUGAGCUGAGAGACCUGGGUUCCAGCAUAGAGGUGAUGCUGAUCAGUGGUUUGAACAGAAACUUCAUGUUAUAUGAAGUAAUCAGCGUCCUCGAAGAAGAAGGAGCUGAAGUUGUGAGCGCUAGCUUUUCCACUGUGGGUGAUAAGAUAUUCCACACUGUUCAUGCCCAGGUGAAAAUAUCAAGGGUUGGUGUAGAAACCACAAGGGUGUACCAGAGGCUUCAUGAUUUGAUCGCGCCCCUAAAAAGCUGGGAGUAUUUUUAAGAACUACGCUCCGUGGAGCGCCGGAUCGCUUAUUAAUUAAUUGCAGAAAUGUCAGGGCAUUGAAUUUAAACCUAGGUUACUUAGUGGGCAGCAUACACACACACACACACAUAUAUAGUUAAGUAUGUAUAUGUAGUCACUUCAUCAGGAGUCUAUGCAGACUAUAUGCAGUAAUGGGAAUGUGUAUGUUUGUAUGGAAAAAUAACUCGAGAAAAAUAGAAGGGAGUGAAUUAAUGGAGUACCCUUGUUACGUUA
Prosopis cineraria is the source of this 896-nucleotide messenger RNA. Its product is annotated as transcription factor bHLH162-like. Gene Ontology annotation, cellular component: RNA polymerase II transcription regulator complex. The transcript is spliced from 3 exons. Gene Ontology annotation, molecular function: DNA-binding transcription factor activity, RNA polymerase II-specific; RNA polymerase II transcription regulatory region sequence-specific DNA binding; protein dimerization activity. Lineage: Eukaryota; Viridiplantae; Streptophyta; Magnoliopsida; Fabales; Fabaceae. Gene Ontology annotation, biological process: regulation of transcription by RNA polymerase II. The coding region runs from base 75 to 641 and encodes 188 amino acids. The record is from RefSeq and is a predicted model, not a curated record.